GCCUCUGCCUGGCCGGCGCCGCAGUCGGCGCGGGCCGCGCCCGCCGCCGUAAACUGCCCUGAGCGCCUGCUCAGGCCGAGGGAGAAGUCGGGGCCUGCACCUGGAGGGAGCCUGCCGCGCUGGCCCCGAGGAGGGGGCGUUGCCAUGGCGACAGCCUCUCCCGCUGCUGACGGGGGGCGGGGGCGGCCCUGGGAAGGAGGGCUGGUCUCCUGGCCCCCUGCUCCUCCCCUUACAAUCCCCUGGACUUGGAUGGGCCCGAGUUGGGGGCAACACCCCGGGCAUUGGGGCUUUCCAGCUCUCACAGAACCUUCAGCAUCCCCAGCGGCCAGUCUUGGCAUCUUCGAAGUAAGGAGAGUUUUAGAUGCUUCUGGAUGUUCAAUGCUAGCACCUUUACAGACUGGAGCAGCUCGAUUUUCUUCAUAUUUACUUUCAAGAGCAAGAAAAGUGCUGGGCUCCCACUUAUUUUCUCCCUGUGGUGUUCCGGAGUUCUGCUCCAUAUCCACCAGAAAGCUGGCGGCCCACAGCUUUGGCGCAUCCAUGGCGGCAAUGAUGUCCUUCCCUCCCCAGAGGUAUCACUACUUUUUAGUGCUGGACUUUGAGGCCACGUGUGACAAGCCGCAGAUUCAUCCUCAGGAAAUCAUCGAGUUCCCCAUCCUGAAGCUAAAUGGCCGGACCAUGGAGAUUGAGUCUACCUUUCACAUGUAUGUCCAGCCCGUAGUCCAUCCACAGCUUACUCCCUUCUGUACAGAGCUCACCGGGAUUAUUCAAGCCAUGGUGGAUGGUCAGCCAAGCCUGCAGCAAGUGCUGGAGCUCCUCCAGGAGGUGCGGCCGGCCCGCCUGCCCCACUGCAGCUUGCCGCUGGAUGCAUCGUGCCUGUCAGGGGUGCAGAGGCUGCGCUGGAGGGUCGAUGAGUGGAUGGCGAAGGAAGGCCUCUUAGAUCCAAACGUCAAGUCAAUUUUUGUCACCUGUGGAGACUGGGACUUAAAAGUCAUGCUCCCGGGCCAGUGCCAGUACUUGGGCUUGCCAGUGGCAGAUUACUUCAAGCAGUGGAUUAAUCUGAAAAAGACGUGUCCAUCCGAAGCACAAAGACUGAGUCUGGCUCCUCUCUGUGUCCCCAGUGGCCAGAUCAAGGCUAGGUGCAGAGUGUGUGCUCAGUGAACAAUUGCUGGCUGGCUGGCUGAUCUCUGAGAGCUGGCUCCAGAGAGGCCCUCUCACGCGGGCCUUGGCAGGGCUACGCGUGCGGGUGUGGCCAGGCCUGUGCUCCUGGAAGAUGGCGUGCCAGCUGUCAGAGUGCAUCUGAGGCUGCUUGCUGGCCUCGGCAAAUGCAAUGUGAAGGCCCCACCAAGCGAGGCAGGCGCUGACCAUGAACAAUUGCUCUGUGAAGUUCACUAGACUUUUUGGUGUAUGGAUGACUCCCUGCCUCUAGCUUCCUUGGCAGAGAGGCGGGAAAGCAGCCGAGCCGUGUGAUAACAUUGCUACUCGGGACUACCUGGGUGCUGCUGGCAGUGGAGGCUGCUGCCGAGCCUGCUCAGCUUGCGUGUCUGCCAGACUGUGCUGAGCCAUGGAGCGGAGAGUGGGUACCAGGGGAAACUGAGGACUCCGUCAUCGCCUCUUGGGAGGUCGACUGAGCAGGUCUAAGAAAAACCAGGGGUCUCACCCCUUCCUCUCUGCCCUACAGCCACAUCGUGUUCCAGCUGUGCUUAAGGGUCCAGAAGGAAAGAUGACCGAACUCCAGUCCUUGCCAGCAGCCAUGCAAGACAGGGAGGCUGCAGGGCCCCAGAGGUCCAGGCACAUGGCAAUCUUUCUGAUCUUUAUACUGCGUGACUUAGUGCAGGUUGCACAAAGAUUCCUACACCCUUAAAAAGAGCAAUGAUGAAAGCUAAGCCGGAGAGGCCAUUGCCAGGGUUGUGGGAGUACCAUGUAAGAGCCUCACUCCUGCCUUCUGUCCCCAGGUGGGACCCAGGCCCUGGCUGUCUGCAGACUCCUCUCCCAUCCUUGAUCUUACUUUGUCCUACCCCCUUCCCUUCCUCUCCUCUCCUCAACCCCCCAGCAGGGCUUUGCCCCAUGAAAAGAAUAGGGAGUGUCCCGGUCUGCUUGGCCGCCUAGACGUGCUGAGUGAGCACCUGGGACUGAGGUCACAGUCUGCACUGACUGACUAAGGCCUCCAGUCUGAGAAGAGGCAGAAUGUUAUCUUUCAGCUGCCCUCCCCUGUCCAGAGGCGGUGUGGGCUGCGUCAGGGAAGGACAACUUUUCUAGGGCCAGGUUUCCACGUCGCCUGUCUCCACCUACUUUCCCUGUAGCAGAGAGGAGCAAGCCGGUGUUUGCUGACAUUUGGAAUGUCAUUGAAUGAUCUAUAUACUCUUAUUGAACUGUCAGCCUAGAGAGGACUUGGGGCCCUGCUUCCAGCAGCCUCCAGGAGGUCAGAGCUGUCACUGAGGGGCCAGAAGAGUACACACACACACACACACACACACACAAAUAUACACAUGUACUCAUGUGAAUGAAUACACUCAAGCGAGCAUACCCAAAAUUGUAUGUAUGUAUCCAUACUUGCAUAUAUGUGUAUACACAUAUUCACCUGCAGAAAUAUCUGAAAAUAUACACAGACACGUAUGUGUUUAUAUAUACAUAUUCAUAAAAUGUAAGGGUACAUGCACAUAUAUAAACAUACACAUCUGCAUCAAUAAGCAAAAUAUUUUUGAGCGCCUUCUGUGUUCCAGGUACUGUGCUGGGCCCUGGGGAUAUAACAGAAGAGAUGGAUGUUAAACAAACAAUUUCAAUUGUGUUAUAACACUAAAAAGUUCAGAGUCAUGGAAUCACAUCACAAGGGGACCUGACUUAGUGGGGUGGAGGGAGGAAGGGAGUCUAAGCUGAGACCUGGGGGAUGAGCAGGAAUUGGCUAAGCAGAAAACCACAAGUGGCAAGGCCCUGGGGUGAAGAGAAGCCUGGCAGCUUCAUGAAACUAGAAUGUAAGUUCCAUGAGGGCCAAAGAACUUUUGUCUCUUCUGUUUACUCUUCUGUCUUCAUCACUUUGGAUAGUUCCUGGCACACAGUAGAUGUUUAAUCAUUAUUUGUUGAAUGAAUGACUACCUGAAGCACAGUGAAAGUGGGGAAGAGAGAAGGCUGACAUAAGAUGAAACUGGAGGGGAGUCUGUAGACCAGACUUUAGAUUUUGAUCUUUAUCCUUAGGGUGAGGGGAAGCAAUUAAAAGGUAUUGAACAUAGGAGAGCAUCAUCUGAUUUGCAUUUUGAAAAAAGUCUCUCUGGCUGCAGUGUAGAGAGAGCUAGGAGUAGAUAUAGGGGACCAGUACUGGUUUUUCUUAAUGGGGCUAUAGUUGGCGUGUUGGGAUGGGGCACAUCAUCACAUGGGCAACAUCACUGAACUCGCAGCAUCCCCAGUCCCUGUUCAUUGAAGCCAGUAGUGCACCUCUCCAAGUCACUGUGACAACUAAAAAUGCCACCUCCCCCUCGACAGACACAUACUUUUCCGGUGGCCUGGAUGGUGCGGGAGUGGGGAGGUACCGUCCCUGGUUGAGAACCAGAGAAUUGGACCAUUCCAAGUGAAAGAUGACAGCUACUGGGAUUAAAUUGUUAGCAGUGGAAAUGCAGAGAAAUGGACUGAAUCUGGAGUGUUAAAUGGUACAGUCAGUCUGCUGUGAUGCAACAUAUACCUCCCCCCAGAUCACCGUGCUAUGGAAAGUUGUGCAAUAAAAAUGGGGUUAGGUGCACAGUACUCAGAAACUUCAUCAGCGACACGUGAGUAAAGUUGGGAAUCUAAUAAAAUAAAAAUUAUGGGUAGCAUGAUUUUACAUGUAUUAAAUGGUUAAGAAAUACAUAAAUGCUACGAUAAAUAUGGCAUUUUACCUUGAAAAAAACUUGAAGUUUGCUUGUGGAAAUGGGCAUGAGAAGGGUUGUAGCUUGUGAGUUAUUGUAAAGUGGCGGAAAGAGAAUUCUCUGAAAUCAGAGAUUGUAAUCAGAUGGUUGUGGCUUGUAGCACAUGUGGUGAUCCAGGUAGCUGGUAUAUGUUUGAGGUGUGCGCAUGUGUCAUUUUGUUUAUUCGUAUACAGCUCUGUUCAGCUGGGUGUAACUUCCUGUGUUUAUCUUGUAUUGCUUAAGGACAAAGUCUCACACAAAUGCACAAUGUGCAUUAUGCUAAAUCGUUCCCUAAUACUUCAGUUGCACUGGAACAAAUUUGCUCUUUCAAAAUGAGUGUUACAGCAGAAUUGACUGUACAAUAGAUGGGAAAUGGUGACUGAUUGGCUGUGAGGGUUGAGGAUGAAGGCGGAGACCAUCAUGACUCCCAAGGUUUAUGAUGUGAGCAACUGGGAGAGUUGGAAUGCAUUUACUGAGAUAAUAGAAGGAGGAGAAGUUUGGGGAUUGGAAGAGAAGGUGAAUUCAAUGUGGGACAUGUUGAGUUUAGAUGCCUUUGAGACAUUCUUGUGAAGCUGUUGAGAACGUAUUUGAAUAUAUAGGUCUGGGGCUCAGGGAUAAGGUCAGGAUAAGAGAUACAGAUUAGGGGGCAUUAUUGUUAUGUGAAUGAUAAUUGAAGCCAUGGGAAUGGAGUGAAUAAGAUGAGAAGAAAAGAGAGCCUAGGACAGAACACUGGGAAACACCAAUGUUUGAUACAUAGAGGAGGAAGAGUCAGCACUAGAGAAGGAGGAGGAGUGAUCACUAGUAGUAAUAGUAAUAUUUCUUAUUUAAUGAUUGCAUUUAGUGUGCUAGACCUGUUGUGUCCAAUAUAGUUGCCACUAGCCACCUGUAGCAAUAGAGUGCUUGAAAUGUAGCUGAUGUGACUGACGAACAAAUUCUAAAUUUUAUUUAAUUUUAAUUAAUUAAAAUGUAAGUUAAAAACUUACAAGAAGAACUUUUCAGUAUAUUUAGAACACACUGGAUUGGUAAAUCUGCAUUUUCAACUGUUAAUUGUUUAAAGUCUCAAUACAGAUCAGGUAUCUCUGAUGAAGAUUUAGCAUCUCAAUUGAGAUGUGUCGUAAGUGUAAAUUACACACUUAAUAUGAAAAAAUACAAAAUACCUCAUCAAUAAUUUUUUUA
Molecule: messenger RNA, 5048 nt
Organism: Balaenoptera acutorostrata (minke whale)
Lineage: Eukaryota; Metazoa; Chordata; Mammalia; Artiodactyla; Balaenopteridae
Gene: ERI3
Product: ERI1 exoribonuclease family member 3
Exons: 9
Coding region: 145-1158 (337 amino acids)
Biological process (GO): exonucleolytic trimming to generate mature 3'-end of 5.8S rRNA from tricistronic rRNA transcript (SSU-rRNA, 5.8S rRNA, LSU-rRNA)
Molecular function (GO): 3'-5'-RNA exonuclease activity; nucleic acid binding
Source: RefSeq, a predicted model, not a curated record